Molecule: messenger RNA, 123 nt
Organism: Peronospora matthiolae
Lineage: Eukaryota; Oomycota; Peronosporomycetes; Peronosporales; Peronosporaceae
Source: the annotation of a GenBank genome assembly
AUGGACAUCCGUGAGAGGCUCUAUCUCUUGGUCAAAUACAAAGGAGCAGAGGAAAUGAUGACUGAACCUCACUUUAGUCCGUGGAUCGCAAAGUUUGAUGAUGUCGUCUCCCGCAUGUUUUAG